Molecule: messenger RNA, 1152 nt
Organism: Angiostrongylus costaricensis
Lineage: Eukaryota; Metazoa; Nematoda; Chromadorea; Rhabditida; Metastrongylidae
Source: the annotation of a GenBank genome assembly
AUGUUCAUCGGCAUCGUUCUAUUUAUUCUCGUACUUCCCAAUUCCUAUACCGAACCAAUAAAUCAGAUUUUGAACAACGAACGCCUCAUUCGUUCUUCAAAUGCUUCCGACAUCGACAAAAUGACGAGCGCUCAAUUCUAUAACGCUUCAAACUUUUCCGAAUUAAAUGUGGUCGAUGAUGAUGACCCGCUAACGAAAGACUCAACAAAUGAGCAGCAAUUCGAGACAUAUACCGAGGACUACUCACCAGUCACAAACAGUCUUCUACAAGACGACAAUGAAUUUGGCGGAUUGAUCUUCCAGUACACAGUGCCGCAGGAAGAUAACGCGAUGUUGGAUCCUCAGCUGACCGAAAACAUCGACUUCAACAGUCUACCGCCUCCUAACUUCGAACCAAUUGAUGGUGCUAUGCAAGAGUUAAAAAUUAUCGACGAUCCAUCAGAAGCCGCAAAACAAUGCGAUGAACUAUGGACCGAUGACGAAGGCUCAGGCUUCGAAAAAUUCAAGGAUCAGGGAGAUAAAGAAGGCAGGAGUGGUGACGUUGUGUUCUCACCCACUCCAAAACCACAGCUUCCCGUCGAUCUGGAGCAGAAACAGUUCAACGAAAAUGUUCAGUCUGGUCUCAAAGGAGAAAGAGGAGAGCCAGGACCGCCUGGAGUGUGCCUUCAACAGUGUCGUGAUGGAAUGCCGGGACAGAGUGGCCCCGUUGGUCCUCAAGGUCCUCAAGGUGUCCAGGGACCACCUGGCCCUCCUGGACCGCCAGGUGAACCAGGCUACGUGCACCAGUCGAUGUAUGGUGGUGCUGAGCUGCAACCGAUUCCUGGACCGCCAGGUUUGGCUGGACCACCAGGGCCACCAGGUCCUCAGGGAAUACGAGGUCCGCGAGGUGAAACUGGUUAUCCCGGACGAGAUGGACGUGAUUUCCGUGGUCUUACGGACCGCGACAUCGAACUAAUUGUUCGGCACCCUAUGCUCAAGAGAAUCAAAAAUCUCUUGUCUCGAGCAGCGGCGGCUUCCAUGAAAUAUGACCAGGUGAUCUCGUUUCGCAUCUCAAAGUGGUACGACACAUACAAAGAUCAACCAGAAUCCUACUAUGCCAUGCCAAACCGCUGGUUGCUUUGUGUCUGUACUACUACCCUGAUUGAAUUAUGA